Panicum hallii is the source of this 3047-nucleotide messenger RNA. Its product is annotated as condensin-2 complex subunit H2-like. The record is from RefSeq and is a predicted model, not a curated record. The transcript is spliced from 11 exons. Gene Ontology annotation, cellular component: condensin complex; nucleus. Gene Ontology annotation, biological process: mitotic sister chromatid separation; meiotic chromosome condensation. Lineage: Eukaryota; Viridiplantae; Streptophyta; Magnoliopsida; Poales; Poaceae. Bases 598 to 2766 code for a protein of 722 amino acids. Gene Ontology annotation, molecular function: chromatin binding.
GUCUUCCCACGUCCUCCCCGCGUCUGCCCACCUCUUCCCCCGUUUCGAAGCAGUUCCAGCUCCGCCGCCCUCCCCGACGCUCCCCCAGGCAGUUCCAGCUCACGCGCUCGCCGCCGUCCACGCGCUCGCCGCCGGCAUCGCCCUCUCCGCAACGCUCCCCCCCUCCCCCGCCCCCCGCGCGCGCUCGGGCUGUCGCCGCUCUCCCCCGCCUCGCCGACGCCGCUCUCGCCUCCCCCCUCACGCCGUUUCCUCCCCACCCACCAAACCAUACACUCCGCCCAUGACUCCUCGACAGCAUCGCGGCCGCGGAGGACGUCGCCGGCGCCGGCUCCUCGCUCCAAGUCCGCAUGAGGUCGCUGGCCUGCCUCCGUGCCCGACGAGUACCUGCCAACCCUAGGCCCUAGGCCCUAGGCCCUAACGCCCUCCCAACCCUAGGUCCCUUCUUCCCUUCCUCCUUCCCCUUCACACCUCCGAUUUCGCGCGCCCUCGUCCCGCGCCCAACCUUCCGGAAGUUUCUGGAACCUAGGGUUUCGAGCCCCAAUCCCGGGAAAGAUGCUUUCUUGCACCUAGUAGCCUCGCGUGCUCGGGGGCGGAGGCAUGGACGGCGGCGCCGGCGGGGAUGGUGGCUCGAGCGGCGGGAGGUUCCCCAUUCUGCAGGCGAACCGGGACCCCGAAUCGAACUGGGAGGUGGAUGUCGCUAAGAGACUCGAGGAGUACCUGUUCAAGAUCUGCUCCGGCGAGGUCACGGGCGAGGACGGGGCCCACUCUGUCAACUUCGCCGAAGCGGCGCUGUUACUCCAGGGAUCAGUUCAAGUGUACAGUAGGAAGGUGGAGUACAUGUACUCAUUGGUGCUUCAUGCGUUGGAAUUCCUCUCACAAAAGAAGCAGGAUCAGCAUGAAAAUGGCUCAGCCCAUGGUAACGAAAAUGAUGCCAGCACGAUAUCCAAUGAAGAAGAUGAUGUAUUUAUGGGGUUAGAUGAUGUCCCAGUGGAAGCAAGGAUCUCUCUGGAUAACAAUGUCGAUCGAGAUGAUUUACAAAGAAAAAAUGUGAGGCCACCAGCAAAUCUGCUGGUGUUUGAAGGAGAUUGUUUGGAUAGCGAAGCGAGUGAGCUAGACUCGUAUUUGUUGGCAACAUGUGAUUUUUACGGAGAUUUCCUUCUGCUGGAUCCAUGUGAUGCGCCAGCUGUUUUUGAAUUUCUGCAAGGAAAAUGUUCUGGUAAAGAAAAUAAUUUGGCUCAUCAAGGCAGCUCAGUGCCUUCUAAAAACCGACCCAGUGUGUUCACUUCCCCAAAUGGAAGAUCAGGGGGCACAGGUCGUAAAUUGGCCCCUGGAAAUGUCCAAGAAGAUCUAGAUCCAACUCAGGAGAAUCCUGGCCAAUCAAAUGCAAAUAAAACUGAAGAUAAUACCAAUGCAGGUGGCAACGGAUGGUCUUAUCGUGUUGACCAUGACUUUCCAGGUGAUUACAUACCACCUGACCCAGAUGAUUUAGAGGAUUCUGUUGAUCCUGUUGGGGAGGAUUCUGAUGAUGAGGAUCCAUGGAAGCCUUUGAAUCCCUAUGAACCUGGCAACCUGAAGAUUAAACCUUACAGGAGAGUUAAAGGUUCUGCACGGCAGGUUAUCGGCACUGCAAAAAAGAAAACUCUGACAUCUUUAUUUCCUAUGGCAAAGAUGGAUGGUGUCAUUAUACCUGAACAUGCAAUGUCUUUUGAAGCACAACAAUCUCAGCAGGAGGAAAUUCAUGCUUCCCAAUCACCCCCUCCAUAUGAAAUGCUUAUGAGGUCAUUUGAAUAUGGAGAGCAAGGAAAUCCCGAUGUGUUUGGAGAUUCAAACUAUGAUAUUGGACCCGAUAUUGGUGUUGGUUUUGAUGGUCCUGAUGAUUCAGAUAGUCCAAUAUGCGGCGACAUUGGUGUUGCUAUUGAGAGUCCAACAUGUCCUUCUGAGAGAAAGGAAGAACCUCCUAACGGGACUCAAGUUUCACAGGAGAAUAUGGAUACACAUGAAAGCCUAGACGAUUUGUGUCGGUCUCAUCUGGUAAAUCUUGAGAGUACUGCUAAUGGUUCUGUGUUCCACACAUCUAUGCCUCUCGAUCUCUUUCAAAUUCUUUUGGACAUAUGUUUGCGCAUCUUGGUGCCAUUCAAGUCAAUAUUUCAGGAGUCCAAAUGCACUAGGAAUGCUCUCCUUGCCAGUAUAGCUGAGGUUGAACAGCAGAGUGAGAUGGAUGCUCGAGUUUCGACGUGGAAAGAAAGAAUUGAGCAUGCCUUGGAAGAGCAGGAUAAAAAUCCACCUUUUGAUAUCGGUUCAUAUGGAGAGCAAAUCCUUGACACUUUUUCAUCAAGUACAGACAAUAUGGGGAUUGCAUCUUUUAGUGAGAUUGUUAGUGGCAGACCAAAGUAUGAGGUUGCACGAACAUUCUCUGCCCUGCUCCAGCUGGUGAACGGCAGAAGUGUUGAUCUGGACAAAGGACAAGCCACGAAUGAGCUGGUGUGUCACACAGCUGAGAAUCCAUUCCAUGUAAAACUCAUCGGUCCCAACCGGAGGCCAGAAAUGGAAGCACGCUUUGCACGGAAGAGAGGGAAGUCCCCACUGCAAAAUCCUGGCCAAGGUGGUGAGUCCUCCCUGGCGCAACGGGAGCCCCCGAAGAAACCAGCGCAUAAAAAUGGCAAGAUUCCAGUCAAGACAGCUAUCAGGCUGACCCCUGAUGGCAAGCGAAGGCGAAGGUCAGCUGCUCACCUAAUGCAGCCGAUCAAUCUGGAAUCCAGCGGAUGAACGGAUUGAUUUGUGGGCAUCCAGAGUGUGAUUCUUCUAAUUGUUGUAACCUCAGUGGCAGCUUCAUUAGCAGGGUAGGCUGUAAACCUGUAAGUUAUGACUUAGGCCUAGCUAGCGGGUGUACAUGUACAAUAGUUUGUUGUGCUGUUAUGUAGGUAUGGUAUCAGCCCCAAGUGUAAUGUUAACAGGGCAAGAUUUGUUGACGGACUUGCCCUUUUAUAUAUACCGGGACGACAUUGUCAAGUGAUUCAUUCUGAUUCAAUAAACUAGCAUUUUGUCGA